CGCGCCCGCCCGCCGGGGCCUGUGCGCUGCGGCGCGUGCGCGAGCGGUGCAGCACCGGCCGCGGGAGCAGGGAGUAUUAUGGGCUGUGGGUGCCGCUGAGCAAGAUGGAGCUGUCUGCAGUGGGCGAGCGGGUCUUCGCGGCCGAAUCCAUCAUCAAACGGCGCAUCCGAAAGGGACGCAUCGAGUACCUGGUGAAAUGGAAGGGGUGGGCCAUCAAGUACAGCACUUGGGAGCCCGAGGAGAACAUCCUGGAUUCGCGGCUCAUUGCAGCCUUCGAGCAGAAGGAGAGGGAGCGUGAGCUGUAUGGGCCCAAGAAGAGGGGACCCAAACCCAAAACUUUCCUCCUGAAGGCGCGGGCCCAGGCCGAGGCCCUCCGCAUCAGCGACGUGCACUUUUCCGUCAAGCCGAGCGCCAGCGCCUCGUCGCCCAAGCUGCACUCCAGCGCCGCCGUGCACCGGCUCAAGAAGGACAUCCGCCGCUGCCACCGCAUGUCCCGCCGCCCCCUGCCCCGCCCAGACCCCCAGGGCGGCAGCCCCGGCCUGCGCCCCCCCAUCUCGCCUUUCUCCGAGACGGUGCGCAUCAUCAACCGCAAGGUGAAGCCCCGGGAGCCCAAGCGGAACCGCAUCAUCCUCAACCUCAAGGUCAUCGACAAGGGCGCGGGUGGGGGCGGCGCGGGGCAGGGGGCCGGAGCGAUCCCGCGCCCCAAGGUCCCCUCGAGGAACCGCGUCAUCGGCAAGAGCAAGAAGUUCAGCGAGAGCAUCCUGCGCUCGCAGAUCCGCCACAUGAAGUUCGGCGCCUUCGCGCUCUACAACAGCCCCCCCGGCCCUCUGCCUCCGCCGCCGGCGGGCAAGGCGGACGCGGCGGCCUCCCCGGGCCCCGGGCUGCUCCUGGCCGCCCCCGCUGCCCCCUACGACGCCCGCAGCUCCAGCUCCUCUGGCUGCCCCUCGCCGGCGCCGCAGUCCUCCUCCGACCCCGAUGACGCGCCCCCCAAGCUGCUCCCUGAGACCGUGAGCCCAGCUGCUCCCGACUGGCGUGAGCCCGAAGUGCUCGACCUGUCCAUCCCUCCUGAGGCCGCGGCCACCGGCAAGCGGGUGCCUCCCGACGUCCCUGCUGCCUCGGGCCAGGCGCCACCCGCGGCCCCUGAGCCUGCCGGCACAGCCUCUGAGCCCGAAGCUGGGGACUGGCGCCCCGAGAUGUCACCCUGCUCCAAUGUGGUGGUCACCGAUGUCACCAGCAACCUUCUGACAGUCACUAUCAAGGAAUUCUGCAACCCUGAGGAUUUCGAGAAGGUGGCUACAGGGGUCACAGGUGCCACUGGGGGUGGUGGCAGCAGUGGGGUGAGCAAGUGAGGGGGCUCCACCAAGGAGGGGGGUUUGGGGGGGGCCCUCCUGCCCUAAGUCAUACUCCUGCUCCCACCCCCGCCCCCGGACACCUCUGCCUGUGCUUUGCUUGUUUCAAGGGGCUCGGUGUGGACCCCGGGAUGGGGCUGGCCAGUUGGAGCCCCCCAAAGCCCGGUGGGAGCAGCGGUCCUGGAACGGGUUAGGGCUGGGGUGGGGUGAGGGCACUUGCAAGUCCUCCCUCUUGUCCCCGGGCACCCUCCCUGCCCGUGCAUGGUGGGGCCUGCUGGGGGGCUCCCAGGGAGCCCCAAACCUGGGGUUCAGCUGCCACCUCCGCAUCCCACUCUGUCUCUCUCUCCCCAGCUUGCUUCCAGCUCUCACACACAGCAUCUGAUUUCUCGGUGCUAACCCGGCAGCUGUGGGGCCCCUUAGGAGACCCCCUCCCAGUGGGGGCGCUGUCCCUUUCCUUCCCCUGGAUGCCUGGGCAGGAGGGCCAGGGAUGGCGAAGCCCAGUCGGAGGUUGAGGUGAGGCCGGCCUCAGCCCCUCCCUCCACAUGGUGAGGGGAGCGGGAGCGGAGCCAGAGGCCAGGGUCUUCCCGCCCACUUCUGGACCCACCCGGGCAGGACCCCUUAGGCUCCUUCUGCCUCCCCAUCUCAGAGGUGGGAGCGGCUGGUCACCCUGCCCCGGCCUCCCAGCAUCUGAAAGGCCCUUCAGUUCUUGACCAAAGGUGCUACAAGAACCUGCUGUGGAAACUUCCAGCUGGCACGCGCACCUGCUGUCCCACGGCGUGUUUGCGCGGGCCCGGGCUUUCCAGGCAGCUUUGAGGCUUCCUCAGAACGGGGUUGUCAAAGGCCCGCCCUUUCCUUGCCCUGACUGGUGCGGGUCUGAGGAGUUUGGCGUGGAGCCCCCAGGCCAAUCCCCGCCCCCCGGCCCAGCUCUGCUGGGGUGCACGCCUCCACACCCUUCUGGGUGGUCUGCCUAACCAGCCAGGCCUUUGCUGCAGGCAUGGCAUGGUGGGGACUGAGGUGGAGAGGGGAGACCCCCACCCCGGCCUUCCCCUUCCUUCCUCCCCCGCAUCUGGGGGAAGGAGGAAGCCUGGAAACCACUCCCCGGGGGCUCCUGCCUCUCCGGCCCCCCUGCCCUUGCUUCUGACCACUGAGGCUUUUCUCAGAGUGCAGCCUGCUCAAAGCAGUGGAGGGGCCCGGCGCCCAGGGCAGCUUUCCUUCUCUCUGUUGCCAGGGAGCUGAAGUGUCCAUGCCGGUGGCAGAGACCAGGGCCCCAGCUUUAGGCCGGGCACUGGAUUGGGGAGGGGGGCAGGCCAAAGGGGGUGACCAAAGAGGAAGCCUGUUCUCCAGGGGAGGGAGCGUAUGCGGGACCCGGGCUCUGGGGCGCUGUGGGAGGCACCCACCCGGCCAACCCCGGGUCUCAGUCUGGCCUGGGGGGCAGGGUCCUGAGCAUGGCUCGAGGGAGCUUCCUGGCGUGUGCAGCGAGAGGGGUCUCAACUCAGAAGCGUGAUGGCAAAAGGUAGGAGGAGGCAGAAAGGGAAUCCCGUUAGGUAACAAAUGCCUUUGUCCGAAGUAUGGGAGGACUUGGUUCUUCCAAAUCUCCUUGCCAGGGGCCGUGGCAUGGUCCCUGCCCCUCCCCACCCCAGGAUGUAGAACAAGGGCCCUCACAGGGUUUGGGGGGCUGGCACUCCUAGACCCCUCCCCACCCUGCCCUUUGUGUUGGCUCUGUGGCCGUCCAAGUGCCAAUUGGCUUCCCCCCAAAUAAGGGCUGGUAUUUCUCCUCUGUCCUUAGAGGGGAUGUCCCCCCCCGACCCUGCACCCCAGGUGAGUGGCCGCCUGGGGUGCCAGUUACAGGUGUUUUCCAGAGACCAUAGAAAUGUGUUUUCCUGAGAGUCCGUGUCAUUCGUGACUUUUUUGUAAAGACGUUGUGUUUUCAGAGGUGAUUUUAUGACAGGAAAGUGAAAGAAUUAGUUUUGCAAAAAAACAAAAAACAAAAAAAGAGGAAAAAAAGAAAUAGAAAAAAAUAUUGUGGGAUUCCUAUGGGGUCGGGGUGGGAGCGGGGGGGAGAGAAAGAGAUAUUUAAAGAAAAACUAGUACCGCAAUGAUUGCACAGGUGAGGUGGCGAUGUUGGGAAUGGGGGUGGAGGCCUGGGCCCGGCGGGUCCCUGGGGUCUGGCCGACUGCUCGCUCGCUCUCCUCGGCCUGAGGCAGGGGGAGGCCUCCCUCCUGUCCUGGGCCCAGACUCCACACCUACCCUCCUUCAAAGGGAAGGCUGACCGCUGGUCCCCAUAGAACUAGCGAGAGCUGCAGGGGCCAGGCGAAUGGGGCUGAGAUUUUGGGGGAGGGUGGGGGGGUCAGCAGGAGUCCCACUGGUGCACCCUCGGUGACUUUGUCCAGGAAGGCUGGUGAGUAGAUACAGCUGGGUUUCUUGCUCUCUUCUGUUUGUUUGCCAGCUUGUCGGGUCAUCUGGUCCCUCCCUCCCCAUCACCCCAAAGACCAUGACACCCCUGAGCUUCCCUGGCCAGGUCGGGGGCACAGGCUUCAGGAAGACAGGAGCUGUAGGCUCUGGGAGAAUCUUAGGUGGUGACCCUAAGGGAUCGGGGGUAACCAUGGGGAGAAGGGCAUGCCUGUCCCUUCUCUUUCCACAGGUGUUGCUGCCCCGACCCUCAGCCACAUGGCCCCACCCCAUCUCAGCACAUGCAGAGGCGCGCUCGCACACUGCUUCGAGGUGGGCUCCUCCCCUGGGAGGCCCAGGUGGGCACAGGGUCGAGAGAGUGGAGCCUUCCUUACCUCUCUCCCAGGGCGGCUCUGAGCGGGGACCCACAACCCCCCCCCCGCCACUCUUGCACGAAUCAGCCUCCUACAGGCCCUUCCUCUCCCCUUGCUGCUUUUCCGUUUGCCUAAUUACCAAGCAGAAGUUGCAUUCUGGUUUGCUUUAUUUUUAUAUGUGAAAUACCCCCAAAGCCCGAUCUCCCAUAUUCAGUAGCGGUAGGGGCCUCUGUCACCUCCCCUUAAUGCCACCCCCUCCCCACCCACGUGUCAUAGGAGACAGGUGAGGUCUGGUGUCUCCAGUUGGAGGUGGGAAGUUGGGACACCUCCCUGUCUCAUUCUCCUCUCUGACCCUCAGUGUGCCCUUCUGUGAAAUGGGUGUAUCGGGCUCAAGGCCUCUUCGUUAAGCACUGCUGGUGUCCAGACGGCUGCUGAGGACUCAGUGCUGGCCGAGGUCACUGGCGACGGGGCCUCUAGCGUCCCGCAGCCCCCUCUCAUUCCUGCCCUGCCAAGGGUUCUGGGGCAAAAUCAGCUCCGUCCUUCCCCUGCUCUGGAAAGAAACGAUGAUUGAGGUCCAACCUCAGUGCGAGGUAGGCAGAGGGGGAGGGAUCACCCCUUGGAAAAGACCAGGAAACUGGGGCUCCGGGAGGCAAAGCUGCUUCGCUGGGGUGAAGAGCCUAGCUGCUCUGGCGUUUUGGGGAAAGCCCCGUCAGGUGGGGGCCCGGACGCUGCAGCCGCUGCAGAGCUGGCAGGCUCCCCCCACCCCCUUGCCAGGCAGUCCUGGGUGAGGGGUCAGCCCGGAGGAGGAACCUGUUAGGGGUGCUGGUCCAUCACCAGCCCUUUUAGCCUCCAUGGGGACCCAAGUGGACGCACCGCCAUUCCCACCUGUUGGGGUUUUAUUGGUUGGUUGGGUUGGGUUGGGUGUUUUGGGGUUUUUUGUUUUUUGUUUUGUUUUUGCACUUGGCCCAUGCCGGACAGUGGAGCCCCACACGGUCAGUUCCACUUUUGGGCUCCCAUGCACUAGCGGCAGCCUCGGGGGGCGUGUAUGGUUUAAGGAAUCACUUUUAAAAAGAAAAGGAAAGUGUUUAGAGGUUUUCGUUUUUUUCAGUCUGCAUCUCCGCUCAGAUUCAGAAAGGAGUUUAGGGGCUAACACCCCAGGAGUGGGUCUCCCUAACCUGACUCCAUCUUGCUGACAGUCACCAAGAUGCCGAAAUAGGGGGACAGGCUGAUGGGGACUGAAGACCCCACGCCCUAGGCCCGCGGGGUCCCCCUGCCCUGACUUGAAGGAGUCGAUACCCCACUCCAACGGGGAGUGAGUGCCUACUGUAUGCAGAGCUUCAGCUAGGCAAACGGGGCUGGUGGUCUUAACAGGGGACCCCUUGCAAGAGGCCAAGGUAGAAGGAACGAAGACUUCUGGGGCCGAACCCCUGCUAUUGGGUGGGGUGCAGAUGGACACGUUUUGUUCGUUUUAAUUUAAAAACACAAAGGCCUAAAGAAAUGUAUCUUAUAAUUUUUUUAAUUUUUGAAAAGCUCAUUUAAUGAAUUGUGCACGAAUGAAUUCUAUAUAUAUAAAAUAUACGUAUAUAGCUCUAUAUUUGGGGAGGGGCGCUGUCUCUUUUUUUCUCUUUCUCAUUUUAAAAAUGAAGUGUUGCCUUUGUCUGUGGUUCACCCAUCCAGCUCCCAGCUGGCUAAACUUUGCCUCCAGUGGUGAAAGAGAGGGACGGAGUUGGGUAGGCAGGAGACCAGGAGUGGAGGUGCCGCCCCCGCGUGGGGGUGGGUCCCCCAGGCCACCUGCCCCUUCCCAGAGGCUGCGGGUGGAGAAGACGGCGUGUUUUGGGUGUGGGUUUUGGUUCUGUUCUGGAUUUGGUUGUUUCCGGGCCGGGGGAGGGGGGUUUGUGCCGAUUACUCUCGUCUUGUACGUUUAGUUCCGCUGCUCUUCAAUGUUGUAUCAAUGCCAGGAAGGGGGAGUGAAAAGCCUCUUUUGCCCCCCAAAUAAAUUGUCACAUUCCGAAACUAA
Ailuropoda melanoleuca (giant panda) is the source of this 6128-nucleotide messenger RNA. RefSeq names its product chromobox 6 (gene CBX6). Lineage: Eukaryota; Metazoa; Chordata; Mammalia; Carnivora; Ursidae. The record is from RefSeq and is a predicted model, not a curated record. Gene Ontology annotation, cellular component: chromatin; PRC1 complex. Gene Ontology annotation, biological process: negative regulation of transcription by RNA polymerase II. Gene Ontology annotation, molecular function: chromatin binding.